AGCUCUAGAACUCAAAAGGGGGCACCUUUCACCAUAUCAAUCACUGCCUCACCAACUCCCUGAUCCCGCUCGACACGCCGAUUGACACGGAUCAUUCGGUUUACAUCAACAAUACUCCGUACCAUCAUCCACAAUCCCAGCGCGUUCCUCCUGCUACAUCAACCAUCAUGGCACAGCUACCUCCCUUCGAGCACACCUCGAUCGAUGCCAUUCCCAGCAUCACGGCCGGCAUUCGCGCCAGCUUCCUUUCCCACAAGACACGGCCACUGGAGUUCAGAAUACAACAGCUGAGAAAGCUUUACUGGGGUCUCAAGGACAACUCUGAGCUUAUCGCCGAAGCAUGCAAGAAGGACAUCGGCAAAUCGAGCUUCGAGGCAUAUCUUACGGAGAUCUCUUGGACCAUGAACGACUGUAUAUUCAUGUCAAAGAACGUCACAAAAUGGGCACAGGACGAGAAGCCGGAGGACAUCGCUUUGACCAACAAAUUCUUUGGACCAAGAAUCAGGAAAGAUCCUAUGGGCACCGUGCUCGUCAUUGGAGCAUACAACUUCCCUGUCCAGCUAUCCGUCGGUCCUGUGAUCGGUGCUAUUGCUGCUGGUUGUACUGCUGUUCUCAAGCCCUCUGAGCAAGCACCGCACACUGCAGCUGUGUUGCAAAAGGUCUUUGCUGAAUCUCUUGAUCCCUCUUGCUAUACAGUUAUUCAAGGCGGCGUUCCAGAGACUACUGCAUUGCUCGAUCAAAAGUGGGACAAGAUCUUCUACACUGGUUCAGCAAACGUAGGCACAAUUAUCGCUAAGAAGGCAGCGGAAACUCUUACUCCAGUCACUUUGGAGCUGGGAGGGCGCAAUCCCGCAAUCGUUACAAAGCAAGCAGACCCACGACUUGCGGCGCGACGCUUGCUAUGGGCCAAAACUCUCAAUGCUGGCCAAGUCUGUCUGUCCCAGAAUUUCACGCUUGUUGAUAAGGAUAUUGUCCAAGACUUUAUCAGGGAGCUGAAAACCGCCCUGAAAGAAUUCUAUCCCCAGGGUGUCAAGAAGUCACCUGACUAUGGACGAAUUGUCAACCAGAGGCAAUUCCAAAGGCUCAAGAAGAUGGUGGACGACUCCAAUGGCAAGAUUGUUAUCGGAGGCGAGAUGGACGAGAGUGAACUCUUUAUUGAGCCCACCGUAGUCCUUGUCGACAGCACAGAGGACAGCAUGCUGAAGGACGAAAGCUUCGGCCCCUUGUUGCCUAUCCUGCCAGUAACAGAUUUGGAUGAGGCUAUCAAGAUCGCAAAUGAAGUGCACGAUACUCCACUCGGUGUCUACCCCUUCGGAAGCAAGGAAGAAGUUGCUAAAGUUAUCAGCCAAACCCGCUCAGGCGGAGCUUCCAUGAACGAUGGAUUCUUCCAUGCCUCUAUUCCCACAAUGCCAUUUGGCGGUGUUGGAACAUCUGGUACGGGGGCUUAUCGUGGCAAAUCUUCAUUUGAAACAUUCACCCAUCGUCGGUCCAUCACCACUACUCCAGCCUGGAUUGAGGGCAUGCUCGAUAUUCGAUACCCCCCGUAUACCCUAGCGAAACAGAACAAAUUCUCCAAGAUGAAUGGCCUCAAGCCAGACUUUGAUCGGGAGGGUCGAUCUUUAGGAUGGGCGAGCUGGUUUCUUGGGCUCAUCGGCCUCAAGAGCCUGACUGCUGUCGUUAUUGCCGUCGGUAUCAGAUUUUAUCUGCAAAGGAGGGCAAAGUUGUAAAAAAAAAAAUGGGCGUAACAUCAAAAGAUUUGUACCAUCCAAUCGGAUGAAGGGCCACAAUGUAUUUUCUACUCACUUCCACCUGCGAAUACUGCCUGGUAUAGUCGCUAUAUAUCCAUACUGUCGUUGUCGUACCCAGCCCCUAAGCGAAUCGGGGGCAUUGUCCGAUCUUAAGCUUUGAGUUCCUUUCUUUACUACGUCAGUCCCGUGAUUUUUAUUGUCUUUCAGGAUUACAGACUGAUCUGAGCAUCUCAUCAAAAUCGGAAUCCAUGUUAGCUAG
Molecule: messenger RNA, 2007 nt
Organism: Aaosphaeria arxii CBS 175.79
Lineage: Eukaryota; Fungi; Ascomycota; Dothideomycetes; Pleosporales
Product: aldehyde dehydrogenase
Exons: 5
Coding region: 168-1727 (519 amino acids)
Biological process (GO): aldehyde metabolic process
Cellular component (GO): cytoplasm
Molecular function (GO): aldehyde dehydrogenase (NAD+) activity
Source: RefSeq, a predicted model, not a curated record